AUGUCAACUUUUAACAGACUACGGCCAACGCUUCGAGCGACGUCGAAUUUGUCGAGAAUACACUCUCAGCACGUUGUACGUGCACUGGGAGGCGGAAGAUUGGCGUCGACACAUGCACUCGUCUUUCUCGAACACUCAAACGGAGUCGUAGAGCCAGCUUCGCUUUCUGCGCUAGCUGCAGCAUCAAAGCUUGGAUCAGGAGACGAUGCAAAGAUUACUGGAAUCGUGAUUGGGAGCAAAGACGAGGUCGAAAAGGUCCUCCCAACCGUCAAAAAACUUCCAGGACUAUCUUCCGUGUUGCAUUCGUCCUCGGCUCUCUAUAGCCCACCGCUUCCAGAGACACUGACACCGCUGUUCAAGAGCGUGUUGACCGACUCGAAAUUCACCCACUUCUUCUCCGCGCAUUCUUCUGCCGCCAAGUCGAUUCUACCACGCGUAGCAGCAGUCAUGGACCUCCCAGCCGUCUCAGACGUGACGUCUGUCGAGCACUCUAGCGCAGACGACGCGACAACGUUUACACGCCCAAUCUACGCUGGCAAUGCCAUUGCGACCGUCCGAGCAGGCAAAGACAUUCCGCUCAAAAUCGUCACCGUUCGCGCAACGUCCUUUGCACCCCUCUCCGACGGUGCGUCUGCCGAGGGAGUCGAGGUCAAAGAGUUUCAGGCCGUCGAGGAAAAUGCAGAGUUGACAAAGCAUCUCGAGACGUCGGUGUCGACAUCAGAUCGACCAGACUUGGGCACAGCCAAAAAGGUUGUGUCGGGUGGACGUGCGUUGAAGAAUAAAGAGACAUUCCAGAAGACACUGGAGCCACUUGCAGAGGUGCUUGGUGCAGCCGUUGGCGCGAGUCGUGCAGCUGUGGAUGCCGGCUAUGCCGAUAACAGUCUCCAAGUUGGUCAAACUGGCAAGAUUGUUGCCCCAGAGCUGUAUAUGGCCAUCGGAAUUAGCGGUGCAAUCCAGCAUUUGGCCGGAAUGAAGGACAGCAAGAUGAUUGUUGCUAUUAACAAGGACCCUGAUGCACCGAUAUUCCAGGUGGCAGAUGUCGGUCUCGUUGGAGACUUGUAUGAUAUCGUUCCAGAGCUCACCGAGAAGCUCAAGUAA
Serendipita indica DSM 11827 is the source of this 1098-nucleotide messenger RNA. The record is from the annotation of a GenBank genome assembly. Lineage: Eukaryota; Fungi; Basidiomycota; Agaricomycetes; Sebacinales; Serendipitaceae.